Molecule: messenger RNA, 2967 nt
Organism: Plasmodium yoelii
Lineage: Eukaryota; Apicomplexa; Aconoidasida; Haemosporida; Plasmodiidae
Product: DEAD/DEAH box helicase, putative
Exons: 1
Coding region: 1-2967 (988 amino acids)
Molecular function (GO): ATP binding; nucleic acid binding
Source: RefSeq, a predicted model, not a curated record
AUGAAUGCAAAUUGGAUAUCACAACUUGAAAAUUUACUAGGAGAGAAAAAUACAAAAAAAAAUUGUGAAGCAAAUGGAAUAAAGUUUCCAAAAAUCAAAAACGAAGUGCAAAAUGAGAUCAAUUACAAACAGAAGGAUUACCAUAAUUUAACUAGCUACAACAUAAAAAAAGAAAUUAUAAAUAAUUAUCAAAAAGAAAAUAUAAAUAGAUUAUAUAGUUGGCAAAAGGAAUGCUUGUGUGAACUAAAGAAAGUAAAAUGGGAGGAACGUGAAAACUUUUUAUUCGUAGCGCAGACUUCUGGAGGUAAAACAUUAGUAGCUGAAAUCUUUGCUUUUGAGGAAAUCAAAAAAACAGAAAAGAUAUUUUUCUUAUUCCCAUUAAAUUCAUUGAUCAAUGAAAAAUUGGAAUAUUUUAAAAAAAUUUGUAAGGGUACAGAUAUUCAAAUAGGUAGCGAAUUUGAUCAAAACGAUAUUAUUUUAUGUACAUAUGAAAAAUUUAAUAAUUAUUUAAAUAAAAAUAAAUUGAAGUAUACAGCAGAAGAUAUCAAUUCACGAGCCUAUGAACAUAUUUCUCAAAAAGAUUAUAAUUAUGAUAAUGAAGACAAAAAAUACAUAGUCAUAAUUGAUGAAUUUCAUCUUAUAAGUGAAAAAGGAAGAGGAAUUUAUAUUGAAAAUAUAAUUUCAAAAAGUUUAUAUUUGAAUAAAAAAAAACCUCGAAUAAAAAUUAUAUGCAUGAGUGCAACAUUAAAUAAUAUGCACAAAUUGAAAAAAUGGUUAAAUGCUAAAAUAUACAUAUCAUCUUAUCGUCCCCAAGUAGUUAGUGAGCAUUAUGUGUGUAAUUAUGAUAUUUAUAAAAAAGGACCCGAAUUUGAUUAUUAUUAUCUUAACAAUAUGUAUGAUUUUUGUACAUCAUAUGAAAAUAAAAAAGAUAAUAAGUCCCCAUCAUAUUGUUAUAAGAGAGAUACAAUUAAUUAUAAAGUUGAGAAAGCAAUACUCCAUGAUAUUGAUUGUGUAACACCACGACGAAAUUGUUAUGAAACUCCGAUCAAAUAUGGUUAUGAAACGAAAAUAAAUGCUCAAUCUGAACUUUUCAAGAAUAAAAUUUAUAAUUUUUUACAACAAAAGAACCAAUCAUUAAACAAUGAUUUAAUUCAAACAAUCUUAUGUUUUUCUUAUCAUAGUUUAGUGAAAAAUAUAAAUACAUUAAUAUUUUGUUCUACAAAAAGAAACUGUGAAAUUUACAUAAAUUUAAUAAAUCAAUUUAUUAGUGCAUUAUCUAUUGAUAAUGUUCCAGAAAAUAUAAAAAUAAAACGACAGAAAUUAAAUGAGAAAAUACUUCAUAUUGAUAAAUAUGCAUAUGAAAAGAUGAAUAAAUUGAUAACUAAUGGGAUAUGUUAUUAUUAUAGUGAUAUUGGAAAUUCUAUAAAACGUUUAUUAGAACAUUUUUAUAAAGAGAAAGUAUUAUUUUUAUUAACCUGCACAUCAACAUUAGCUAUUGGGCUAAAUUUAUUAGUAGACAGGGUUUUAAUAGCAUCACCAUUUAUUGCACAAAACUUUUUAACUAUAACACAAUAUAAACAAAUGAUUGGUAGAGCAGCUAGAUUAAAAGAAGGAGAUUCAUUUUUGAUUGUUGAAAAAAAAUAUGAGAAAAAAAUAUUAGAAUUGUUUAAAGAAAAUGUAACUAAUAUAAAAAGUACGAUGAAUAAUGGAUCCCAAGAAGAAAUAGAAAAAUAUAUAAUUGAAUUUCUUUGUUUAGUAGAUCAGCCAAUAACAUUUCAUGAUAUAAUUUCUUUAUUUUCAUAUUCCUUAUGUUUUGUUGAGCUUACAUUUAGCGAUAAUGAAAUAAACGAAAAUUAUAUAACAAAUGAAAAUGAUACAAUUUUGGACAAUAUUGCAUAUAUAUACCAUUUUGGUAACAAUAAUAUAAAUACUUUUUAUAAAGAGCUAGAUAUGUAUUGUAAUGACAAUUCUUGGGUUGGUAAGGAAAUAGCAAGUGUUAGUUCUAUAAAACAUUGUGAUAAAAAUGAACUAAUGCAAAUAAAAUACGAGGAUUCUCCAUAUCAUAUUAGUAGCACAACACCGAGAAAGAUUAAUCAAAAAAGAGGCGAAAAAUAUACAAAUACAACAAAUAUAUCAUUACAUAAUUUACUACAAUUGGACCUGCACAUGUUCACGCAAAAUGAAUUAUUAUUUUAUGAAAAGACAAAAAAAGAGAUUAACAUGGCGAUAAAUAAUUUAAUAAAACAUAAAUGUAUCGAAAUAAUAAACCAUAAAAAAAUAAAAGCUACAAGAUUGUGUAGGUCUUUAUGUAUAAGUAAUUUUACAGUAACAUAUGGUAUAGAUUUAUUAAAUGAAAUAAAAAGUUACGACAAAAUACAUACUUAUAAUAAUAAAUUUCAUUUAUGUUAUAUAUGUUCAUGUCAUAAUUUAAACAUUGCAGGGUUUAUAUAUUAUUUACCCUUUUUAAAAAAUCUAAUAUCAAUUAUAUCAUUUGAUAAUUAUACUAAAUAUAUAAUUUUUGAAAUAUUAAAAUUUGAUAAUGAUAUAAUAAAUAUGUUAAAUUUAAAGAAUCAAAAUAUUUCGCAUGACCAAAAAAAAAAAAAAUUUUUUUCUGAUGACCUUGUUCAGAAAAAAUAUAACAAAUUAUAUUUGGCUAUUUUAUUAUUUUUAUAUUUACAAGGAGCUAAUAUAUCUACUAUAUGUACCAUUUUUAAAAUACCAAAAGAUGUUUUAAAAUCGAUUUUACAGAAUACAUAUAUUCAUAUACAUAUCCUAAUUGCUUUCUUUGAUGAACUUGAUGAAUGGAUAAUAUCAUGUCUUUUAAAAAAGUUUCUUCAGAAUUUUAAAAAUAUAAAAUCGGCUUCAGAAAAUAAUAGUGACGAAUUUUUUCAAGUUGCAGAAUUUUCUUAUUCAAAAUAUUAUUCAAAAAAGAGGAAGAAGGAAAAGAACACGCAAUGGCGUAAAUAA